Messenger RNA from Sphenostylis stenocarpa, 618 nucleotides. The record is from the annotation of a GenBank genome assembly. Lineage: Eukaryota; Viridiplantae; Streptophyta; Magnoliopsida; Fabales; Fabaceae.
AUGGAGCAAGCCCAAAAGAAAGGACCAGUUCAUGUGUACCAUGAUGAUGUUCUUGCUGUUGGCUCUUUUUCUUCUUCCUCUUCAACUUCAUCGUCUUCUGUUUCUCGAGCUUCAAGUGGGUCAUCAUCAUCAGUGGAAUGUGACUCUUUUGAAGAGGUGACAUCCCCUCCCUCUUCUUCAUCAUCGUCAUCAUCAUCAUCUUCGGCUGAUGAUCAACAACUUGCAGUUGUACCUGAUCCAUUGAGUGACAUGUCUUCUAUCUUUCAACAACUUCCCAUCAAGAGGGGGUUGUCAAAAUUCUACCAGGGGAAGUCACAGUCUUUCACUUCACUAACAAAUGUGAGGAGCUUGGAGGAUCUUGCAAAGCCAGAGAACCCAUACAACAAGAGGUUGAAGUCUUGCAAGAGCUAUGGAGGAGGGUUAGAUGAGAGGCAUGGGGUGUCAAGGACUGUUUCCAAGAGGGGAAUGAUGCAUUCACCAAGUUCAAGGGGUUCAUGUUCUUCUCUGAAUUCAAGAAAAGGAAGUGCCACUACCUUCAUAGGUAGUAGGCCACCAAUCCCUCCUCAUAGAUCUACCAGCACCAACACCAUUCCUAAUCAAACUGUGCUGUUUGCUUGA